Molecule: messenger RNA, 663 nt
Organism: Prunus armeniaca (apricot)
Lineage: Eukaryota; Viridiplantae; Streptophyta; Magnoliopsida; Rosales; Rosaceae
Source: the annotation of a GenBank genome assembly
AUGCCUGGCCUAACCAUCGGAGACACACUCCCAAACGUUGAAGCUGAGAGCACCCAUGGAAAGAUCAAGCUUCACGACUACAUCGGCGAUAGCUGGGCCAUCGUUUUCUCUCACCCGGGCGAUUUUACCCCGGUGUGCACGACUGAGCUCGGGAAGAUGGCCGAAUACGCUAUGCAAUUUCAAGAGAGAGGGGUGAAGCUUGUGGGUUUGUCCUGCGAUGACGUCCAGUCACACCUUGAGUAUAUCAAGGACAUCGAAGCCUUCAGCACCUGCGGGCGGAAAGUGGAGUUUCCGAUUCUGGCAGAUCCGACCCGAGAGAUCAUCAAGCAACUUAACAUGGUGGACCCUGACAUGAAGGACUCAUCAGGAAACCCGGUUCCGUCUCGUGCCCUUCAUAUUGUGGGCCCUGACAAGAAGGUGAAGUUGAGCUUUCUGUACCCCGCGACCACAGGGCGGAACAUGGACGAGGUGCUGAGGGGGCUGGAGUCAAUGCAGAUGGCGAGCAAGAAGAAGAUCGCAACCCCGGCGAACUGGAAGCCGGGCGAGCCGGUGGUCAUAUCUCCUUCUGUGUCUCAGGAGGAGGCUAAAAAAAUGUUCCCUCAGGGCUACAAGACCAUGGACCUGCCAUCCAAGAAGGAGUACCUGCGUUUUACUACUGUUUGA